CUAAGCCAUAAACCAUCAGAUUUAACUAUUGACAGCUGCUACAUCCAUGCAGACACGGGGCGGGUCUCAUCUGUAGGCCAGGCUAACCUUCUGUUUAUGAUACGUCUGCGUUAGUGUUCAGGUGCUAGAAUCACCACGAUGCUUGGUCUAAAAUGCUUUUUCAAAUGAAGUAUUUAGGGCUGGAGAGAUGGCCCAGUGGUUAAUAAGCUGCUCUCCCAGAGACGCUCGGUUUGAUUCCCAGUACUCACAUGGCACCCUCGGAGGCCACAAACAUCAUGUCCAUAAAGCUGCAGUUAUAAGCAAUUGUAAGCCACUCACAAAGAUGCUGGGACUUGAACCUGGGUCCUCUGCAAGAAUGGGCGGUUCUGAGAACUCCUGGGUGAGGAGCUGAUGUCUGAACAAACCUCUGAAGGGAAAGAAGGCAAGAUCCACGCUCUCCAGUGGCGGAAGAAAUGUCCUGGCAGCUGUCCCACAAGUUCCGGCCUGCGGCAGGAACAUGGCGCACUUUCCCGGAAAAGCAGAGAAACGCAGUCAGCAUGCCAGUCACCAAGUGUCCAAGAAAAUCCGAGCCACUGUGGAAAGGUUGGGACCAGAAAGCCCAGAAGAAUGGACUGAGACACCAAGUGUUUGCUGUGAACGGCGAUCACUACGUGGGCGAAUGGAAGGGCAACUUGAAACACGGGAAAGGAACACAGGUCUGGAAGCAGAGUGGUGCUAUGUAUGAAGGGGACUGGAAGUUUGGGAAGCGAGAUGGCUAUGGCAUCCUCAGUCAUCCUGACCCAGAAACUGGAAAGCUCAAGAGGGUGUAUUCAGGCUGGUGGAAAGGUGACAAGAAAUCGGGCUAUGGGAUCCAGUUUUUCGGACCCAAGGAGUAUUACGAGGGUGAGUGGUGUAGCAACCAGCGCAGCGGGUGGGGACGCAUGUACUACAACAACGGAGACAUCUACGAAGGCCAAUGGAAGAACGACAAGCCUGAUGGGGAGGGCAUGUUGCGGCUGAAGAACGGGAACCGGUAUGAAGGCAGCUGGGAGAGAGGCAUGAAGAACGGGCACGGGCGUUUCUUUCACCUGGACCACGGCCAGCUGUUUGAAGGCUUCUGGGUGGACAACGUGGCCAAGUGUGGCACCAUGAUCGACUUUGGCCGGGAUGAGGCCCCAGAACCCACCCAGUUCCCCAUUCCUAAGGUGGAGAUUCUAGACCCAGACGGUGUGCUGAAGGAAGCAUUAGAUAAACUGAAGAAGCCUGAGGAAGAAGAGGACUGAUGUCAGGGGGACUUGAGGGUGCAAGGCAGAGGAGCAAGGAAGUGGUUUCAGUUCUACUGCCCGAGCUAACCCAGAGAGGAGAGUGAGCCUGCACUCUGCCAUCAAGCCCACCGAGACUUGAGAUUUAAACAUGUCCUCACCUCCUUAGCCUAACCCAAGAAUCCCCAGAGAGCUUUAAAAACUAUGAGCACCCAGGGCCAUCAUGGUGGCCUGUGCCUUAAAUACAGGUACUUGGGAAGCAGAGGUAGGUGGUAGAUCUCUGAGUUUGAGGCCAGCCUGGUCUAUACAAUGAGUGUGUGUGUGUGUGUGUGUGUAUACACAUAUAUAUAUAUUUUAAGAAUUUUUUAUUUAUUUCAUGUAUAUAAGUACAUUGUAGCUGUCUUCAGACACACUAGAAGAGGGUCUUGGAUCCCAUUACAGAUGGUUGUGAGCCACCAUGUGGUUGCUGGGAAUUGAACUCAGGACCUCUGGAAGAGCAGAGCAGUCAGUGCUCAUAACCGCUGAGCCAUCUCUCCAGCCCCCCAGAUCUAUAUAUUCUCUUAAAUUAUUUUUGUGUGUUUGGAUGUUUUGUCUGCACAUAUGUCCAUGUACUAGGUACAUGUCUGGUGCCCAAGAAGGUGUUAUAGAUACUUGUGAGCUGCCACUUGGGUGCAGGGAAUCAAAACAGGGUCCUCUGGCACACCAGCAAAUGCUUUUUUUUUUUUUUUUUUUUUUCCAGAGCUGGGGACCGAACCCAGGGCCUUGCGCUUCCUAGGCAAGCGCUCUACCACUGAGCUAAAUCCCCAACCCCCAGCAAAUGCUCUUAACUGCUGAGCCAUGUAUCCAGCCCAGAGCUCUAUACUCUUAGGGAGUGGAGGUGUAUGUAUGGACUGUUACUUGGCAUGGUGGUGUCUCUCAUCCUAGCACUUGGGAGGCAAAGGCGGGCAAUCUCUUCAGCCUGGUCUAUGUGGAUACCGUGCUUCACAAAGGGAUGGGGGAACGAGGAUACUCUUGUCUAUUUAUUUAUUUAUUUAUUUAUUUAUUUAUUUAUUUAUUUAUUGGUUCUUUUUUUCGGAGCUGGGGACCGAACCCAGGGCCUUGCACUUCCUAGGUAAGCGCUCUACCACUGAGCUAAGUCCCCAGCCUCUUGUCUAUUUAUAAAAGCACAAAAACGGCAAUGGUAGUCACUUCCGGAGACAGCAACCGGGGACAGGAAUGGAGACCAACAUUGUACUGUUGGAACUGGGAGCAAGUGGAUAAUCUGUGUCCAAAAUAAAAGCGAUGCUGGAGUGGA
This is a messenger RNA of Rattus norvegicus (Norway rat), 2535 nucleotides long. NCBI's taxonomy places the organism in Eukaryota, Metazoa, Chordata, Mammalia, Rodentia, Muridae. The record is from RefSeq and is a predicted model, not a curated record.